Struthio camelus australis is the source of this 4883-nucleotide messenger RNA. It is a transcript of the gene COMT, whose product is annotated as catechol-O-methyltransferase. Gene Ontology annotation, biological process: developmental process; catecholamine catabolic process; dopamine metabolic process. The record is from RefSeq and is a predicted model, not a curated record. Gene Ontology annotation, cellular component: dendrite; axon; membrane. Gene Ontology annotation, molecular function: magnesium ion binding; catechol O-methyltransferase activity. Lineage: Eukaryota; Metazoa; Chordata; Aves; Struthioniformes; Struthionidae.
AGGGUGGCUGCCCGGAGUCUUCCCCGUUAUUCAGAGCCCUCGGCUUUUUUUUCCCUCGGGAGCGGCGUAUCCUUUCGCGAGGCACGUGGUGACAGUCGCGCUGCCUGUCGCAGCCCCCUUCCGCAGACACCUCCGAAGCAGCGCGCAGACCAGAAGUUAAAACACCACUGGGGAGGCAGCUUGAAUAAAGCCUCUCUCUCCCCUGAGAUACCGCCCUCAACACGCGGACUGCUGUGCCUCAGGUGUAUUCCGCCUCGCGUGUAAGAACUAGGGGCGCCUGACUGAAAGAAGCCCAAAUGGUCAACCAGAAUGGCAGGCCUGGCCCCCCGCUGCCCAGGCCGGGGGCUCGACCAGCUUCAUCGCCGGCUUAACCUGCGGUAACGCCUCUGGCAGCGUUUCCUGGCCCUGCGCUAUCUGUCGGUUAAACGAGAGUGCUGCUGGCGGCCCGCUCCAGAUCACCACGGUCUUUUGUGCUGUGACUCCUGCAUGGAAAUAAGAGCGUCUUCCUAUAUGCUGUCUUGUCUGAAACCCCUCAGAGUAAAUGGCUUUGACAGGAUUUAUUGCUUGAGCUGUACCGGGUGACAUGCAUCCCAUCUGAUGCUGGAGAGCUCUUCAAUCCUUUUGUUCAUUGUAUUCGUCCUGCUCUUCCUUCUGCUGCUCUUUGUGGUACUCAUCAGGAAAAAUGGCACUGCUGCCCUUAUCUGGAAUGAAAUAAUCCGGGAGAAAAUAACCAAUUUCAUCAUGAAUCAGAGCAAAGAACAGAGGAUUUUAAAUUUUGUGCUGCAGAAUGCAGUCCGAGGGGACCCCUGUAGUGUCGUGGACACUAUAGAUAAGUACUGCUCCCAGAAAGAGUGGGCGAUGAACGUGGGCAAUGAGAAAGGUUUAAUUCUAGACAAGACAGUGGAGGAGAUCAAACCAUCAAUUGUUUUGGAGCUGGGAACAUACUGUGGUUACUCAGCAGUUAGGAUUGCUCGGCUAUUGAAAGCUGGUGCUCGUUUCCUCACUGUGGAGUUCAACCCAGAGUUUGCUGCAAUAGCUAAACAGAUGAUCGAGUUUGCUGGAGUACAAGAUAAGGUAAAAGUCCUUGAAGGCCCUUCAGAGGAAAUUAUCCCCCAGCUGAAGAAAAAAUAUGAAGUGGAUACUCUGGAUUUUGUCUUUCUUGACCACUGGAAAGACAAGUAUUCACCAGACACCAUCCUGCUUCAGGAAUGCAACUUGCUGAGGAAGGGCUCAGUUCUUCUGGCUGACAAUGUCAUCUACCCAGGAGCUCCAGAAUUCCUUAACUAUAUCCGCAACAAUCCCCGUUUCCAAUGCACUAACUACCCAGCUCAUCUGGAAUAUAUGCAAGUGGAGGAUGCUAUGGAAAAGGCUGUAUUUUUGGGAUGAAGAGAGCCAUCAAUACUCAACUUCUGUUUCAAAUUAUGUAAAUGCAACUGCACAGAUUAACUUGUCUGUGCUUUACAUUUUGCUUUUUGUAUUUUGGAGCCUUUAAUUAAAGCAAGCUCUAGUGGAGAUCAUUUUAGGCCAGGUGGAAAUCAAGAUCUGGAGCGUGUAAGUAGAGUAACUGCUCAAAGACCUGUUUCUGUUGUUUCACAUAGUUCUGCAAACCAAGGUGAUGUAUGUUGCCUUGCCUUGACUAACACAUCACUGAACACAGUCUGUUACUUUGAGCUCGAACCCAAGCAACCACAGUUUAGGGUAGGGGUGGGGUGGAGAAAAUCACUGCAGCUUCUGAAAACUUGGGUCCCAAAGCUAAACUAACUACUCAUUCUCAAGAGUGAAGAAAGCAUGCACGUUGCAGGAAAAGAGCAUCUCAGACACAGUGAUUUUGCUAAAUUACUAGCAUGCCACUUCAUGCAGUGAAGGCUCCUACAGUGAUAGCAGAUGCAUUUUUGCAUAGUUACUGCAAAUGUUCAUCAUCAGUAUGCUGGAAAAAAGGGCAUGCGCUGAAAGAAGAGAGACCCAUGCAAUGAUGAGAAAAUAAAACAGAAUUUUGCAGAAGGCAGUGCGAACAAGAUUAUUAAGCUGCACAUGUGGAGGCAUGGAAAACUGAAGAAGUAAGUGCAUUAAAAUAAACACAAUAACAGAUAAAAGGAGCAAGUUCUUUUGAACAGAAUACCAGAAUUACGUAAAAUCACUGAAACCUUGAGAUCAUUACAUUUACUUACCGCCUUAAUACAUUGUACAUACAUAGCAAGUACUUCUUAGGGGCAGAGCACGCAGAUUACUCUAGACAAGCACUCUGUAUGUCUAAGGCAUUGCAUAAUGAUGACAGCAGAGAUACUCGGUCUUCCCAGGUGGCUCCUGCACACCCUGGUUAACCUGAGCGUUGUAGUUGAACGCUAUGUAAAUAGCAAAUGUUACCACUGUGAAAAUAUAGAAUCAAAUCUGAAGUGUCUAACUCACCUGAACAAGGCAACAAUCCACUGGCAUUUUGUGGCAUGUCCAGUUGUUAUAUAAUGAGGCAAUGGUCACGUUUAUAAGUAAAAACUAAAAAAAAGAAUAGUAAGAGCAGGCACAUGACUUCCUUUGUUAUGGAUGAAUUCUGCACUGCACUUGUGAUUUUCAGCCUUGGAACAGCCACAGAAAGACCCAACAGUUGAAAUACAAAGUGAAAAUCAGGGAUUAUAGUUACAGAGUCUUACAGAGCUGUUUUAAGCCACGUCCUUUUAUAUCCCCUUACUGAAGUGUUUUUUAUCCUGGCCUGGGUACUAUAGAAAAUCUAUCUCCAGGAUAGCAGUAAAAAGCAUGGUAGAGAAUUUCUGCCCAGUAAAAAAGGAAACUAGAACAAGCAAAGGUGACAUGGUUGGUUUAGGACUGGACCAAGCAAACACAGUGACCCAGCCAGCUUGUAAAGCUUGUAUUUCACAGGGAUAUUAGAAUGCAAAGUUAUUGGAGUUUCUGUAACAAUUUAAACUCUGUCACAGCUGGGAAAGGCACAAGAUUUACUAUGCCAAAUCAGACUGUGAAGAAGUUGUCCCUCGUGGCUGUGUCGUGCUGUGCUGUGUAGGAGGAAUCCCAGUGUUCUGAGGCCUCCAUCUCACAUUGCGAAAUGAGUCAAUGAUUUAUUCUGCAAGAUUGCUUAGCAGCAGUUCCUCUUAGUAUUUCUGCUCAACUUGCUGUCACUGGGCCAAAGCUUCUCAGGUGAUUUCAGGCAAUCUUUGCAAAAUUUGCAAUGAUGAAAAUCAUAUUCAAGUCCAUUUACUGGCAUACAUAAGUUCAUAGAGUACACUGGGAAGUCUGGAUGCUUAUAGGUGAUUUUUUUUUCUUCUGUACACCUAAGGUCAUGACUCCAAAGAGUCCUCUUUCACUUCUAGUUUUAAAUAUUUUUGCACCAAGCAGACACUUCUGCUGGAGCAAUGCAUUGUACAUACUGGUACACCAACCAAAGUCUCAUAGAUACAUGCUGAAAGUUGCAUAACAGUAAAUGCAGGCAGAAGGCUUCUGUGCAAAAACACAUUCCUACUAUUAGCUAACACCAUUCUGCACGGCUAAAAUAACUGCAGAGAGACCAUCAAGAAAAGUAGGGAAGGAAGGAACUUCUCAAGUUAGCAUGGUGUUUCAAAAGAUGCAUUAGUGAAUAACACGUAUGUAAUAUAUAUGCAAAUAUAUAACAGCCACUUUUUAGUACAAAAAAGGUAUUUUAAUUCAUUAGAAAGAAUCUCCCAUAGGAGAAGCAGUAAAAAAAAACCAAAACCCCAGCCCUCCAGCUAACAUAUCAUCAGAUUAUUUACAAAAUUUCACAUGCAAGAAAAAAUUUUCAACUUGACCACACUUCUGAAAUGCUUAUAAUUAUUGGUGGCAAGGGAUGAAAAGGAAAAAGCCUGACUGAGUAUGCAUGACUGGUUAUUAGAAAAAAGCCUUUUGGUCAGUUGAGAAAAUAUGAUGUGGAGUCAUUGACACAUAAAUGUGAAAUCUCCCAGGGAGAAGAGUUAUUUUUCAAAAGAAAGUCAUGCUUUGAAUACUGGGAGAAGUAAAAUGUAGGCAGUGGAUCUUCUAACCAAUUCAUUUAGAUAUAGUCUAAAAACCUACUGAGUGUUAGUGCAGUAUCAGUCUAUAGCAAUUAGAGGACAACCUAUUCUUGCACAACGCAGUUACGAAACAGUGGAAGCAAGCGGCUGAAGUCUAUCAGCUGAGAGCAUACCACUCAUAGAAAGCUCCCAAAAUGUCAGAAUCCCUCUAAAACACCACAAACCCUUCAGUGAAUUCUCACAGCUCAUGUCACAAAUGAUGGAUCCCACCAAAUACUGCUAAUUCAGAUUUAUUCUCCAAAUGGCAACUACUGUCUGGGUCAUCUUAGUGGUUCAGCCGAUACAUGAAAGUGAAGUUUGGUUUCUGCCAGUCUCUCUGUUACAAAGGGACGUGAUGCCAUCUCUCAAACUAUUAAACUGAUUCUGUAAAUCAGUGUACAAGAGAAGCGGAGGAUUCCUGAGGAAGUCAAACCCAGCCCCAGCCCCAGCCCCUUUUAGCUUCCUAAUGUAAUACCAGAUUGAGCAUAACAGCACUCAUGUAGUAAUCCUUACAGAGGAAAUUACCAGUCAGAGCAAACAGCAGUUACUGUAUGUCUGUAUAGGAGAUAGCGCUUCCUCCCAAUGAUAUAAGUGAAAGCACCUACUGCCGAAUUUUGAGCAACAAGUCACAAACGCCAAAUCCAGUGAAGUGAACACGUAGAAGCCCCUAUGAGAGCAGCAGAGAGGAGAGGCCAUCAAGAUCCCAACUCUUCUACUAAAGAUGACAACGCUUGAUCAGUGAUGCAUUCUCAUUUGUUUGACUCGAGCAAGUGUAUUAAGAGUCACUUAUAAGGCAUUGUACCAAUAACAACAGCCUGCUAUGUUUGCUAUGCAUGCAUACUAACCUUUAAGUAAAGAAGCUCUCUGUCUUUG